Molecule: messenger RNA, 1528 nt
Organism: Mytilus trossulus (common blue mussel)
Lineage: Eukaryota; Metazoa; Mollusca; Bivalvia; Mytilida; Mytilidae
Product: potassium voltage-gated channel protein Shaker-like
Exons: 1
Coding region: 168-1517 (449 amino acids)
Biological process (GO): potassium ion transmembrane transport; protein homooligomerization
Cellular component (GO): voltage-gated potassium channel complex; membrane
Molecular function (GO): delayed rectifier potassium channel activity; protein binding
Source: RefSeq, a predicted model, not a curated record
AUGGAAGCUUGUUUUUUCCAAAUCUCGGUAAAGAUUUCGAAUAGAUAAUGCUAUUAGAGAAUUGCUUCUGAUAAAAUUAUGUAGAUUACGGACUAUUUGUGAUUUAGGAUAAUGGAUUAGGGAGUGAAAAUAUAUCCAUCAUCAGGCAAAGUUUAUUAAUUAAAAAUAUGGCGGUUGUUUCGUUAAUGAACCAAUCUAGGUAUAGGCGUCCAGUUAGUCGACCUGACCGGAUGAAUGAUAUUGAUGGAGACCUUUGGUUGUUCCAGUCUCAAGAUUCGGCAAAAGGAGCACCACAUGCUUCAUUAGAUGAAGACGAUAAUGAAUCAGAAAUAUUAGUGUAUUUACAAACAUGUUGUGGCGACAAAACCGAUCAACCACAUCUUUGCAAACUACAGACUUGUGAGAGGAUUACAAUAAACGUUAGCGGUAUGUAUUAUGAAAUUUGGGCUUCCGUUCUGAAUAGACACCCGACAACAUUGUUGGGUAGUCCAAGAAAACGAUUAAAAUUCUUUGACAAGAGACGAAAUGAGUAUUUCUUUGACAGGCAUAGACCAACUUUCGAAUCAAUUUUUAACUAUUAUCAAUAUGGUGGGAAAAUAAUGAGGCCAGAUCCUGUUCCAGAUGAUAUAUUCUUACGUGAGCUCGAUUUUUAUGAAAUUGAAAGAGAAGCAAUUGAUGAAUACAAAACGGAAGAAGGUUAUACCACCGAGAAGACCAUACUUCCUACUCGCAUGUGGCAAAGAAAACUGUGGAUGUUGAUGGAAUAUCCUGAAACAAGUAUUUCUGCAUAUGUGAUAGCUCUUGUCUCUGUUUUUAUUACAAUGUUUGCCAUUGUUUUAUUUUGCAUUGAAACACUACCAAGUCUUUCUAAAAAUGAGUGCAAAGACGGAAAACCCAAUUACGUUGCACCUUUUUUCAUUUUGGAAACUAUUUGUAACAUCUGGUUCACUUGGGAAGUCUUCCUCAGACUAAUUUCUUGCCCCAAUAGGAUUACGUAUUUCAAAGACUUUAAAAACAUAGUAGAUAUUGCUGCGAUUGUACCUUACUAUGUUCAGUUAGGUAAUAUGAUAUCUACCGAAAAUUGCGUUAAUGGAGAAACUUCUGGGGCAUCGCUAGCCUUUUUGAGAGUGUUCCGAUUAAUACGGAUAUUUAAAUUAACAAAACAUUCUGCUGGCUUGCAAGUUUUAAUUUUAACAUUCAAAGCCAGCAUCAAAGGUCUUUUGUUGUUUCUUAUAGCAAUGUUUGUGUGUAUACUGUUGUUUUCAAGUGCAAUAUUCUAUGCAGAACAUGGAUUAAAGGAUUCUCAAAUACACAGCAUUCCAGAUGGAUUUUGGUGGGCAGUAAUAACAAUGUGUACUGUUGGAUACGGUGACAAAGUACCUGUUGGGCCUCUUGGAAAGGUAAUCGGCAGUAUUUGUGCGAUCACCGGUGUCUUGACGUUGGCCAUUCCAGUUCCAAUUAUCACUGAAAAUUUUAACAAAUUCUAUGCACAUAAAACUGGCAGGGGUCGUAUAUAGUGAAUGUUUAA